Myripristis murdjan (pinecone soldierfish) is the source of this 1032-nucleotide messenger RNA. RefSeq names its product leucine rich repeat containing 69 (gene lrrc69). Gene Ontology annotation, cellular component: cytoplasm. Lineage: Eukaryota; Metazoa; Chordata; Actinopteri; Holocentriformes; Holocentridae. Gene Ontology annotation, molecular function: protein binding. The record is from RefSeq and is a predicted model, not a curated record. The transcript has 8 exons. Bases 1 to 1032 code for a protein of 343 amino acids.
AUGGCUAAAUUAUUGGUUAGAGUUUUGCACGGAAAGGCGACGUCUUUAAAUUUGAGUUCCAAGAAGAUAGACGAGGUUCCCAGGUGUAUCGGCAGAUUAACGAACAUCUCCGUCCUCCUGCUCAACAACAACUUCAUCUCCACUUUGCCCGCUGAGAUGCUCUCACUGCAACACCUGGCUGAGCUGAAUUUAGGAAAUAAUGCCUUGAAGGUGGUUCCGGCUGUUUUAGGCCAUCUGGGGUCCUUGAAGAAACUCUAUCUGUUCAGCAACCAAAUCACAGCAGUGCCUCCUGAGGUGAUGGGGGGCUUGUCAAACCUUGUUGUGCUCAAUCUGAACCACAAUCAGAUUCAGAGACUUCCAGCAGAGAUAAAAAGCUUGUGCAAACUUGAGCGCCUCAGUAUGCUGGACAACAAGCUGGAGGAAAUCCCCGUGGAGUUGGGCCAUCUGACGAAGUUAGUUGAGCUCAACCUCACCCGCAACAAGCUGUCUCAGCUUCCUCAGCAGCUCUACAAAUGUAAAGACCUGGCCAAGCUGUACCUCGCCAGAAACAAGCUGACCAAACUACCUGAGGGGAUCAGGGCACUGGCCAAGCUCCAAGUCCUGGAUGUGGCUGGGAAUGAGCUGUCCAUGUUUCCUAUUGAGUUCCACCUGCUGUCUCUGCGAGAGCUGCACUGUGAGGUCAACAGGUUUGUGCGCUGUGAGCCCAUGGAGUCCGUGAAGCCUGUGGUGGUCCUUAAAUUGAAGGAACUGGUUGCCAGAUUUGUCUUGCUGCAGGACAGGAACAAAUACUCUGUGGUCCACAGGAUGCUUCCCCAUUUCCCCUGCCUCACUGCCAUGCUGGCCAACAGGGGCUGCUGUGCCCUCUGCCAGGCCCCCUUUCUCAACACCUGGCUGGAGUGUGUGCACUUCAUCAACCUCAGGAAGGACAUGAAGAUGAAGAGCUGUCUGACGGUCCCAGUGCGCGCCCUCCUCUGUUCAUACAAGUGCUUCAACAGAGCUGGGCACUCCUUCUAUGGUAUUGCUUCAAGAUAA